UCUAAUGCCUCUGCUGUGUCAGAGUUUUUCUUUUUAUCUUUGAACUAAAAAGGUGUAUCUAUAUUUCUAAGUACCUGGGUUGAAUUGAAUAAAGUACUAACGAUUAGGAUACAAAUUGGAUGUUUGCAAUAUGUUCUCUUUAGGAAUUCUGUGUUGGGACAAGGCUGGUAGCUUUUUUAUCUCAUUUGUUGCUCAGUACACUGCUUUGAGUUUGAGUUUAUUAGAAGCUGUAAAAUUAAACCACACCCAAUAGAAGAUGAGCCAAUUAAAUGCAAAUGAACAUGAUUUUAUAGCUCACACUUUUUUAUUCGCUUUACAUUUCAACAUUUUUCUUUUGUGGAUUGCUUUUUGUUUUUACAUCCAGUCUUGUUGUCAUAAUAGCAAUUCUUCUAGUUUAUGAGAUAUGAAAGAAAGUAUUCUACAUUGCAGAGGAAUUCAGAUCCAAAUGUCUUUUGCGCCGCCGUCGGCCACUCCAAUGUGCCCCCAUAACGUUGCAAAUUGACCUAGGAAAGGAAUGUCAAUUUCUUGAAAGGCAGGCAAGGAAGAAGGCAGAGGACGUGGAUCAUAUAAUGGCACAACGGUUAAAUGAGCAUCAAUAUCAACAGGAAGGCCAGUAUAUAGAGUGUAAUUGUUGUUUUGGUGAGGCUGUUUUUGAGGAUAUGACGCAAUGCAGUGAGGGUCACUUGUCCUGUCUUGAAUGUUUAAGGAACUAUGCAAAGGAGGCAAUAUACGGAUCAGGAAAGAUACCGCUUUGCUGUCUAACAUCUGACUGUUCAAGCAUCUUUCCUUUAAGCCAACUCGAAAAGGCAUUGGAUUCCAGCAUGUUUGACAAAUAUCAAGAACGGCUACAAGAAGAAUCUCUCAAGAUGGCUGAAUUACCUGACCUUGUAAGAUGCCCGUCAUGUGAUUAUGCCGCAGAGAUGCCUGCUGGCGAUAAAGUUUUCAAAUGCCAAAAUACAGACUGCAUGAAGGAAACCUGCAGGUACUGUAAGGAGCCUUGGCAGGACCAUUUUGGAAUCCCGUGUACAGAAAUGGAAAGUGGGAAAGAGAAAAAUAUACGUGUAUCUUACGAAGAGAAAAUGUCAAAAGCAAAAAUCAGAACAUGUUCACAAUGCGGAUGUGGAUUCAUGAAGACAGACGGUUGCAAUAAAAUGACAUGUCGAUGCGGGACAACGAUGUGUUAUAUAUGCCGUAUAUCUAAAAUUGGAUAUCAACACUUUUGCAGUCACCCUCGAGAUCCAGGAAAAUUAUGUACAAUGUGUAAAAAGUGUUCUUUGUGGACUGACCCAACCGAAGACGACGAAAGGGCCGUAAGGGAGCUGAAAGAGGAAGCUGCGAAAGAGGUGGCAAAGGUUAAGACCCCAACCCAAAAUGAUGUUCACGUUGUUUCUGCUGGAUCGAAAAGACCCUUAAUGGUAGGGCCGCCUGAAGAACAUAAUACACCAAAGAAACAUAAAAAGAGACGAUAGGAGCGUGUUGCUUUUCUCAAAGUUCUUUGAUUCGUUGCUCGAAAUCAGCUUGUUCGCUAAAUAAAGGCAUGGCAAAGCAUGGAAGAGAGAAGAUUUCUUCAAAUUAUUUUUUGAGACUCUAGAACCAGCGUAAAUUCUUGGUCAAUUGUUGAACUUUCUAAGCAUUCUCGCUUGUCAUUAGAGAGUUAUUUAGGUAUAAAAACUGAAUGCGUUAGCCGUUUGAAUUCCACUCUCUAGUUGUAGCAGCGAGUUUGGCGACAAGAAUCUUAAACAUAGCUUAAAAGGGAAAAUGUUGGACUAGAACGAUUUAAAAGAACGAAAAGACAAGAGGCAUUCUUUAUUCUAUUAAGAGACAUGAAGAGGUUCUGUCAGUGAUUUUUCUUUUGCCAUUAAAGAACGACCCAGCAAUUUUCAAAGAAAGUCUCAGCUUUGUAGGUUUUGCAAUUACUAAAGAGAACCACAAAACUACGACCAAUAUGACCUCAAGAGCUACUGUUUGUGUAACCGAGGUAUUUUGUUACUGGCAAGACCAUCUGCAGUAUUGAAUGCGCUGUGUAGACCAAGUUAGGGACACUAUGUUGUUGGCCAACUGCCAAAAAUUGUUUGUCACAAAAGUUGAACUGUUUUCAACCUUCAAAUAUCGUUGGUGAAUUCGCUUAAGUCCCUUGAGAACAAACAAAUACCUCUAACCGCCGCCAAAUUCGCUCGAGAACUCUGCAGAUGGAAACCGUCCUUUAUCUUAAUCUCUCGUAAUCCCCUCGAAGUUAAAAUGUAUCAAAAAUAUUUCAAUAGUUUCGAAUUUUGUGUAUUUUGUAUAUGAAUCGUUCUUACAUUUGGAAGAGUUUUGUUCAGUUGGAAUAUUUUUAUGAUCACAAACAUGUUUUUGACUUUGUCUCCUUCUCGUUGGAUCGUAUGAUUUAGCAAAAAAUUCUUUUGCUGCAAAGUCAAAGUCACACCUAACAAAAGGGCUUUCCUAUGACGUCAUCUCAUGUUUUCUGUUGAUUUAUUCCCUGAUCUUACUCGAAAAGAUGCAUAGAAGGAGGUUCAAUACUCAUCCUUACUCAGUAUUGGGUAGCAUAGUGAUAAACCUCUUUUAAACAGAACCAUUUAAAGAAGGGCAUUUCUAAAUCCGUCCAGUUUUCAUUAGUAACAAAUUCGCGUAACGUUAUGUAGAAAGAGUUGACUGGCGGGCAGUGCCGGCCAGUAGCUAUUUGACGUGAAUUGUGUAGAUGUGAAUGACUAAAGGGCAUCAUAUCUGAACGGUUUAGCAAGCUAUAGACAGCGAUCAACUGAAACACAACAACAGCAACAACAAAAGCAGCGCCAAGAAAUCAAAGGACAUCAUGUGGAAAGACAGAAUCCACGCUGGGUUUAGACAUGAAGACCAGUAAAGGUUGUUGAGAAAUUGUUUCUAAGCGAAGAUCUGAGACAUUAUCAACACAAUAAACUUGCAAUAAAUCCUCUUCAACUAUUUUGUUUCUUGGAAAGCCAAUUCAACCGUUUAUUAGCCUCAUGUUUAUUAGCCUCAUGUUUGUCUAGGCAGAUGUUUAUUAGGGGAAACCGUUUUUUGCUACUGCUUUCCCAGAACAGGUACAUAUGUUUUUCUUGAUUGAUUUCUUGUUCUCAUAUUUUUGCAGAAACAUGCAAAAAAUACCUCGUAAGAAUUAACAAUUAUUUUCAGAACCCAAUUUAUUGCCAUGAUAUGCUUGAGUAUUUGACUUGGCGUUUGAAAUGUUGUGCUUUUUUGGAAGUAUUUGAAAGAAAAUGCUAAGAUUACCUUGCAUAAAAAUGUUAUACCAUCAUAGGGUUAAGAAAUCACUUUAUUGAUGCAAAACUGAUUUUUUGACUUCGUGGUUGCAAAAUGAUGUUUCAAAAUAUUUAGAAAAUUUGGUUGGCAUGUUUGCAUGAAACGAUCUCACGACAGCUAACAUUUGUUUUUCAAACGAGAACAGACAGAUUGCCAAUUUUUGUGCGAAUACUGUUAUUUAUUGAAGUAAAAGGCAACUGGUGAGGCACUUAUGAUUCGUGAAAAGAAUAAAUAUUCAGUUAUUUGUUUCAGCUAAUAUGAACCUACCUAUCUUUUGGCAAUAUUAAUCAAUAUAUGUACAGCUAAUUAAUAAGCUAAUUAACGCCAACAUAUUAAAUUAAAAAACCUUGAGUUGCAAUUUUUUGCCUACAAAAACUUAAAAAUCUACAAAUACCGAAAACCUUUGAAGAUGCUACACGUUUAGGGAGGUUUAGUAUGGAUCUUGGCAGAAUGUUAUUGCUUUAUUGGGAUAAUACCGUCCAAGAGUUUAAAAUGAGAUUGUGAAUUCUAAAUUGUGCCCGAUAUGAGGGGGGGAGGGGGCUGCAGCUCUUCCAGUCCCUAUGUUCAAGAGUAUAACAGACUUACUUAAAACUAUCGCAAAUUAUCGCCAAUCUACAAUAGAAGAAAAGAAGAAACCAUCGUCGAAAUGUGAUGAAAAUUUGCCCUUUGGAAUCAAGCCAACUCCCAACAAUUUUUUUAGCUUUUACCCUUAUUUCAGCUGUGGUUGUAUCGUGAAAACAGUGAACAUUUUCAUCAUGUUAUGUUUCUAAAAUGCAAGCCAUAGAAGAAGCCAGUUUUUUUUAAUUUUCGUUUUGUACAAUUGUAUAACCUUCAACCUGCCACUAAACUAACCAUUCGUUCUAAGACUGUAUGCUACAUUCAACAACGAGGUUUACAUUUUGAAUGCAACUAACGAUACGAAAAUGAAAUGAUUUUUCAAUCGAUAUUAAUCUUUCACUUUACAGUUGGAUGCCUUAUAGCUAAUUACAUUUUUGCUUAUAAAAACAAAUUUUUUACAGCUAGCCAUAAUAAAUUAUAAUCAAUACACAAAAGAUGCAUAAUAAUGGAUGAUGUUCCCUCGGGGAGCAUUAUCAUAUCCUUCCAUCCUAAGAUUGUCCCUCUGAAAUGGAUGGAUCUUUAAACAGAAAACCUGCAACUUGGCCCAAAUUUCUCUGUAAAAUUUGCAAAUAGUUACGUUAGUACCACCAACAAACCUGCGAUUGGGUCAUUUCCUUAAGAAACCUGACUGGGAAUAAGUAAUUUGCU
Rhopilema esculentum is the source of this 4542-nucleotide messenger RNA. RefSeq names its product E3 ubiquitin-protein ligase RNF216-like. Gene Ontology annotation, molecular function: zinc ion binding. The record is from RefSeq and is a predicted model, not a curated record. Lineage: Eukaryota; Metazoa; Cnidaria; Scyphozoa; Rhizostomeae; Rhizostomatidae.